Botrytis fragariae is the source of this 2007-nucleotide messenger RNA. Its product is annotated as putative efflux pump. Bases 1 to 2007 code for a protein of 668 amino acids. The transcript is spliced from 4 exons. Gene Ontology annotation, molecular function: transmembrane transporter activity. NCBI's taxonomy places the organism in Eukaryota, Fungi, Ascomycota, Leotiomycetes, Helotiales, Sclerotiniaceae. The record is from RefSeq and is a predicted model, not a curated record. Gene Ontology annotation, biological process: transmembrane transport. Gene Ontology annotation, cellular component: membrane.
AUGCUCGGCCGAAUUUUCUACCCUGCUCUUCUCGCCCCUCCUCCCAAUCUCCCUCGCCCUUCCUCCCUUUCACUCCCAUCAAAAAUGAAAAAGUUAACUCCAAGUCAAAUAGCAACAUUUCUCCUCCUCCUCUCAACUAUCUCUUCUCUCUUACUCAGCUCUACAUAUCUCCCUCUUAUCGAACGAUAUAUUUGUAGUGCUUAUACUCCGUCUUCUUCUCCUCUUUCUUUCUCCUCGAAAGAAAUGUGUAAAUCCCCACCAGUACAAUCACGGAUAGCGGAGAUAAAUGGAAUGUUUCAGUUUAUGAGCUAUCUCCCAGGGAUUUUCCUGACAGAACCUUGGGGUUGGAUUGCGGGAAGAUGGGGGACGAGGAGAGGGGUUGUGGGAUUGGUUGCUGGGAGUGGGGUGUUGGGGGGAGUGUGGUGGGGAGUUGUUUGUGAGUUUCUUUCUCGUUGGAAUUCUGAUAUGUGGGACAUUAGAUGGAUUUAUUUGAUACCGGUUUUUGAUUUGAUAGGGGGUGGAAAAGUAGUUAUGGUUAGUUUGCUGUAUACUUAUAUUGGUGAGGAGGCGAAUGUUGAGAGUGGGAAUGGGGUUUGUAUGUUUCCUCCUCUAUCUCCUGCUUCCUUGGACCUAGAUUUACCACAUUAUGUUAUGUCUUGCAACUCUCAGGCAUCUUAUAUAUUUUGGAACCAUUUCCUAUCCUCUACCUUGUAUCGUCUCGUGGCUCUACAACUUUUCAGUAGUUUCGAAGCUCUUUCACUCGCAGGCUUUCUGUUAAGGUAUGAAUAUGGUGUUUGGGUUAUCUGUGCGCUUGCGGUUGGAUGUCGGGUUCUUUCCAUUGGAAUAGCGAUGCUCUUACCUUCAGGUAAAGUCUUUGAGUCAAAUAUCAACAUACAGAGUUUAGAAAGAGAGACAGGUAUGGAAAGGGGAAGGUAUAGAGAUUUCAUCGACGAAGACCAGCAUGAUCACGAUUCAGAAACCUCACUAACUUCAACAAAUCACAACAACUCAACCAUUUCACCACCUAUAAAUAUAAAUUCUUUUCCAUCGCACCCGAAACCAAAUUCUCACAUCAAUCCGGCAACUGCGUUCCUAUCUAUAGUCUUUCUAGUUACUUUCUCACUAAAGAUUCAUAUCCUUUACCCUCAAUUCACUAGUCUUUCGCAAAACCUUCCAUACAAUGUUACUACAACCAUCUACAGUUUUUGUUUAUUAGGAUCUAGUAUCCUACAAAUAUUUCUCCCACGAAUCAUAAAAUUAAUGAAUCAAGAGAGGAAAUUACGAGUUUUGUUUAUUCACAACGAAGAAGGAGAUGAAGCGGAAAUUGAGGAAAGAGAAGGAAUGGAAAACAAUGAGGAAAAUGAUUUCCCGGUUCUAAAAUGGAGUUUGUUGGCUAACACCAUGAGUUUGAUACUCUUGGCACUUCCGACGACAAGAGGAGCAGUAUUUUGGUUGGCGAUUGGAGGAAGUGUGGCGGGGAGUCCGGUGCAAGUUGCUUUGCUUGCUUGGGGAAGUGGAUUGGUUUCUGAUUCGGGCUCCGAAGACUCUGAUGAUUUUGAGGAAGAAAACAAUUUGAGAGAAAGGGGAUACAUAACUACAGCUCGAUGUGUCUUGCAAGAUUUGGAACCGGAAGUAGGUGAAAUCAAUUACAAAGGAAAACGAAGUGGAAGAUCGGCGAUAGAAAAAUACUAUAUGAGAAUGGGAAUAUUGGAACAAGUAGGUGCUUGUUUGGGGACGGGAGUAUGGAGUUUAGGAUUUGCGAAAGGGAUGGGUGGAAAUGAUAGAUUUGUGGAUUUCUCACGGUGGGAUUUAAAGGGAUGGAUGGAUGAGAAAGGUGGAUUUGUUUUGGCAGCGGGAUUGUUGGGGUUGGGGUUGCUGGUCGCUGUGAGAUUGGAAAGGAGAAUGGGGGGUGAGAGUCGAGACGGAAGAAUCAUGCUUCGACUCGCUAUAGACACAGUGUUUGAUCUUAAUGAUACCUCGGAUAUUUUAUUGCCAGCAAUUGAAUAG